AUGGCUAACGGUUGGAGUCUAAUCAUCGGCUUGGUUGUCGUCGUUGCCAUGUGUCUGGCUGCCUGGUUCUUCAGCCCCAAGGGCGAUAACCUGACUGUCUGGCGCAGCACCCUUAUCCUCUCUUUUAUUUCUUGCUACUUGAUGUGGGCCAUCAUUUUCAUGUCACAGCUGCAUCCCCUUAUCGCACCAAAGAGAUCCGAUAUCCGUCCUGGACGGGUACCUAAUUAA
Penicillium pulvis is the source of this 228-nucleotide messenger RNA. Its product is annotated as V-type proton ATPase subunit e. Gene Ontology annotation, molecular function: proton-transporting ATPase activity, rotational mechanism. NCBI's taxonomy places the organism in Eukaryota, Fungi, Ascomycota, Eurotiomycetes, Eurotiales, Aspergillaceae. The record is from RefSeq and is a predicted model, not a curated record. The transcript is spliced from 4 exons. Gene Ontology annotation, biological process: vacuolar acidification; proton transmembrane transport. Gene Ontology annotation, cellular component: vacuolar proton-transporting V-type ATPase, V0 domain. Bases 1 to 228 code for a protein of 75 amino acids.